Messenger RNA from Penicillium robsamsonii, 4332 nucleotides. RefSeq lists its product as uncharacterized. The record is from RefSeq and is a predicted model, not a curated record. Lineage: Eukaryota; Fungi; Ascomycota; Eurotiomycetes; Eurotiales; Aspergillaceae. Gene Ontology annotation, cellular component: cytoplasm. Gene Ontology annotation, biological process: secondary metabolite biosynthetic process; amino acid activation for nonribosomal peptide biosynthetic process. Bases 1 to 4332 code for a protein of 1443 amino acids. Gene Ontology annotation, molecular function: catalytic activity; phosphopantetheine binding. The transcript has a single exon.
AUGACGGAGUCCAGCCUCUCCCAGCCCGGCAGUGACCCCAAGUACAGAGCCACCCUCCUUCAGCUAGCUGCAAUACAAUGUAAGCGAGAGCUUGAUGAUAUCGAGGAUAUUUAUCCUUGCACACCCGCUCAGGAAGGGCUAUUUGCUCUCUCCGUCAAGCGGCCGAACUCUUACGUUGCUCGAUAUGUGUAUGAGUUACCGCAUGAUGUGGAGCUUUCUCGAUUCCGGAAUGCAAUUGAUGCUACACUUGAAGCCCACACAAUCCUGCGAACCACGCUCAUUCAGGCAAAUGCUGCGAUAUUUCAAGUGGUUGUGCGACGACUUGUUGAGAUUGAUUCAUCCCAGGACAAUGUUCGGGAUUAUUUGCUAGUGGAUAGUCAACAGCAAAUGCCCCCAGGCGGCCCGUUGCUUCGAGUGGCUUUGAUAAAUGGAAAGCUUCACGAAAGACCCGUACUGGUAUUGACUUUACAUCACGCCCUUUACGAUGACUGGUCUCUCAAUGUGAUCCUCAAGGACAUUGAAAAAGCAUACGACGGGAAGUUGCUGGCACGACGAGAGUUCUCGAAUUUCACAACCCACGCUCUGCAUGCCCAAUCCGAGGAAUCCGCCCAGUACUGGAGAUCUCGAUUAAAGGACUCAGUUGCAUCCCAGUUUCCUCGUCUACCAUCAGACUCAUACACACCCGCUGCUGAGGCUAGUAUGGUUCAAACUGUUUCCUUCCCUCGCCCCAUGACUGAGAACGAACAGUCCGCUGCUAUUGAAUUGAGUUGGGCCAUACUCCUCUCGAAGUACACGGCAUCGGAAGAUAUUACCUUCGGCGUUACCCUUACCGGUCGACAAGAACAUCUGCCGGGGAUUAAAGAUAUGUCAGGUCCAACAAUCGCGACUAUUCCUUUCCGGGUGCAACUGCCCACCGAUCUCCCAGUCGAGGCUGUUUUGAAGUCCCUCAUGUCCACUGCGGAUGAAAUGCUUUCAUUUGAGCAACGAGGUCUUUACCAUAUCAGCCGUUUGAAUAUCGAAUCAUCCACUGCCUGCCAAUUUCAAAGCCUUGUCGUGAUUCAAUCUCCCCCGCAAUAUCAAUAUGACUACCUAUGCGAAACAACUCAGGAUCACGAUCUUCACAAUCAUGCAACAUUCGGAACGUACACCAUGACAUUGGUGUGCGAUUUGCGCCAAGAUGCCGUACGUGUGCAAGCUGUCUACGAUGAUUCUAUUGUUCCCGCUGGGCAGAUGCGCCGGAUAUUGGGUCAAUUGAGCACCCUUUUACAACAAAUUACUGGAUUGACUGACGGUAGCUCUACCUCUCUCAAAGACCUGAACAUUAUGAGUCAGGAUGAUAUUCAAGAGCUAAAGCUGUGGAAUGGCAAAGUCACCCCCACGGUUGAUGUUUGUCUGCACGAGUUAAUUCUGAAGCACUGUCAAAAUGAGCCCCAGCGUCUCGCUAUCUGCGCCUGGGAUGGAUGCUUUACCUACAAGGAGAUUGAUGAUUUGUCAAAACAGCUGGCUGUUUAUCUCUUCCAUUGCCAUGCUGUGCGACCAGAGACCUUCGUCCCUGUGUACUUUGAGAAGUCAAAGUAUACGACAAUAGCGAUUUUGGCGGUCAUGAGAACUGGAGCAGCGUUCGUGCUGUUGGAUCCUGCUACACCACUAUCGCGUAAUAAGAGCAUUUGUGACAAGUUAAAUGCUACUUGUGUCUUGUCGUCUAUCUCUCUUGUUUCAUCGGCGGGGAACUUGGCUGACAAUGUUAUCCUUGUGGGCCCAGACGAGACUCUAUUUGCAGUCGACUCUAUUCGAGAUGAGUAUUCUCUUAAUAAUGGUGGCACGGAAUCGCUUGGUCCCAAUCCCUCCAAUGCUCUAUACGCUGUCUUCACGUCUGGGUCAACCGGAACCCCAAAGGGUGUUGUCAUUGAGAAUGCAGCUUUUACCACGAGCACUAAAGCAUAUAUCGAGACCUGCCAUAUUGAUAGAGAGAUUCGCGCUUUACAAUUUGCUUCUUAUGCAUUUGACGUUAGCAUAUCAGAUACUCUUGUCACCCUGGCUGCCGGUGGAUGUAUCUGUGUGCCCUCGGAGGAAGAGAGGAAAUCCGAUAUUGCCGUGGUGGUAAAUAAGUAUGACGUGAACUGGGCGGACUUCACCCCAUCCCUCCUUCGGCAUCUCUCUCCAGACCGAAUGCCUUCUCUUCGAACUGUUGUUCUCGGAGGAGAACCGAUGUCUCAGGUUGAGAUCGAAACUUGGGGGCCGCAUGUUAGACUGCUGAAUAUCUAUGGCCCGGCUGAAUGCUGUGUCCUAUCCACCAUCCAGACAAAUGUCACACAAACCAUGGAUCCGCGUGAUAUUGGCUUUUCAACGGGGGGCACAUGCUGGGUGGUUGAUCCCAAGGAUCCCAAUCAGCUCAUGCUCAUUGGGGCAGUGGGUGAGCUGCUUAUUGAAGGUGCAAUAGUUGGACGAGGUUAUCUGAAUGAUGAAGAUAAGACUGCAGCUUCAUUCAUCAAUAGCCCGUCCUGGAUCAGAACCUUUCGUCCAACAGGUACACCUUCUCGCUUUUAUCGUACUGGGGACUUGGUGCAAUAUACCGAUCAAGGCUCCCUGCGCUAUGUUGGCCGGCGGGAUGCUCAGGUGAAGUUGCGAGGGCAACGUGUGGAGCUCGAAGAAGUUGAAUAUCAUACUUUAAACUGCUUCCCUGAUGCUGAAGAGGUUGUUGCAGAUGUUUUAUCUUUCAAAGGCGGCCCCCAGCAGUUGGUGGCCUUUGUCACAGCGAAGGAAAGAGUGGGUGACAAUUCAUCGUCGAAUUUAUUUCUUUCCGCAUCAUCAUUAUUCCAUGAGUCUGUGGCUACAGCAAAUGAAGCUAUGAGCCAGCUCCUUCCUUCUUUUAUGAUUCCAUCCAUCUUUCUCCCUGUCACUCAUAUUCCGAGAACGAUGUCGGAUAAAACAGACCGCCGCCGACUGAGACAGAACGCCACCAUAUUGACCCGAUAUGAAGUCGAAGGUUAUUGUCUUCCUUCCAGCAACGUCGUAAGACGUCCACCCGUUUCAGGGCCAGCUCGAAGAAUGCAGACCAUCUGGGCUGAGGUACUACGAAUCCCUGAGGAUCGAAUUGGUUUAGAUGACGGCUUUUUCCAGAUUGGCGGUGAUUCUAUCACGGCCAUGAAAGUAGCUGGCAUGGCCAAGUCAGAAUGCCUAACUUUUUCAAUGACAGAGCUUUUCCGGAAGGGUGCCACUUUGGAAUCUCUUGUUGCACCAUCGAGAGCGACAAAGGCAUCUCCCAAAUGGGAUUGGAUGAUGGAAACAGCUUUAGAUCCGUGCAUUGUAUCCUACCGCACUCACAGGAUUUGCUUGACUGGAUCCACCGGGUUCCUUGGGCAGGAGCUAUUGCGCCAGCUCAAUGUCAACUAUGACGUGCAGGUAAUCCAUUGCCUGGCAAUGAGAACCCAGGGGGUGGGUGUUGCAAGGAAGUCACCUUUGCUGGAAUCUGAAAAGAUACACUAUCACGUUGGAGAUAUAUCCCUGCCAAAUCUCGGUAUGGAAGCGGCGAAACUCUCUUCGAUUAUCCAGGGGUGCGACGUUAUCAUCCACUGCGCCGCCGAAAUCUCGUUUGUCAAGUCUUAUGAGCUGCUAAAGGCAACCAAUUUUGGCGCCACGAAGCUACUUGCUAACCUGGCGCUUCAACAUUCUGUCCCAUUCCACUUUGUGUCCAGUGCAGCACUCUCUCAUUGGACCGGGUUGGAAAGUAUGGGAGAGAUUUCCUUGCGAGAAUAUACACCAACAGACGGAGACGAUGGAUAUUUGACAUCAAAGUGGGUCAGUGAGACUUAUCUGGAGAAUUGCAAUGUUCAUCAUGGUCUUCCCGUCACCAUUCAUCGCAUUUCCAGCAUUGUUGGACCCGGUGCCCCGAAGUUGGAUAUCACGAACAAUGUACUGCAAUUUUCGUGUCGACUUCAAGCUGUGCCGAAUGUUCGCAGUUGCAAGGGGUUUAUUGAUUUAAUUUCGAUUCAAACUGCAGCUUCCAACAUCAUGGCGGAUGCCCUUACAAGGCCGAGAGGGAAAGCCCCGGUGAAAUUUGUCAAUGAAUCUGGCGAGGUUCAGAUCGCAGCCUCGUCCUUGAAGGAGUAUCUCGAAAACGGGCAGGGUAAUUACCAGCCAUUUGAGGAGCUUGAGCUGGAAGACUGGGUUCGUGCCGCCCAGGGUCAUGGCAUGUCUCACCUCGUUGGAAAGUUCCUCCUAUCUAUGCCGCCAUCAGAAAUCGAUAUCGCGAUGCCGUUUCUGAUAACCAGUCGUGAUUAUGAACAAGAUGUUUCUUUCUUGAGUGCGUGCCUAGAUAGUAUGUUGGAUUGA